Messenger RNA from Cottoperca gobio, 2696 nucleotides. RefSeq lists its product as uncharacterized. The record is from RefSeq and is a predicted model, not a curated record. NCBI's taxonomy places the organism in Eukaryota, Metazoa, Chordata, Actinopteri, Perciformes, Bovichtidae. The coding region runs from base 1 to 2496 and encodes 831 amino acids. Gene Ontology annotation, cellular component: membrane. Gene Ontology annotation, biological process: proteolysis. The transcript is spliced from 16 exons. Gene Ontology annotation, molecular function: serine-type endopeptidase activity.
AUGUCUCAACAUGGACAAUCUUUUGGCACAGGUAAAGAGUGUUACCUAGCAACACCCGGUGUCCUAUCAAUAGUUAAGCUUGGAGGUAUCUCUGGAGAUGCUCCCCCCCUACAAAGACCUGGUUCAGCUUGCUUCAACAGGCCCCAUGACCCCCCUGGACAAACAACAGCCUCAUUCUCUGCACCACCGCUGACCUCAUUGUCUCUUUGUGAAGGGAAAAUCCAGAGUUGCAUUCUGUUAAAUGGCAAAUGGUGCAUCAACUGCGAGCGGGACAGACCUCUCUACCUCCAGCACAUGCCUACAGAUGAGCACGGACUCCACUGCCUUUUCCUUAGGACUGUACGAAGGGAAAACAUGAGUCUUGAUGGAGACACAUUAUCAGUGAUUGAAAACCCGGCGGCUGUCAGCCAUCCCUUUCAUUCAGAGAAAACAGCAGAAGUCGUGGAGACCAAGGGAGUGCAGGGCUGCUUAAAAGGGAUUCACUCGACCACUCACGCUCAGAGGCUGGUGAGGCUGCUGGCAGCGGUGUGUGCCGUCGGACUCUUGGGAGGCUUAGCUGUAGGUGUCUGGUUUCUCGUCAAACUUCUGCUGAAGCCUUCCUACUCCCAAAGUCCAGUGGGACUCGGGGACACAAAGGAGACGCCUUUCUGCAACGUGACAGAAGAUAUUUCUAUCUCUGACCCCAGGAAAGUGUUUUAUAGAAUCAGUCCGGAGAACUCCCUGCUGGAGAUCCAGCUGGGGAAGCUGCCCACCUGGCUACCAGUGUGCUACGAGAGGUGGAACUCUUCACUGGGAACGCUGGUCUGCAGACAGCUUGGCUAUCUGAGACUGACCAAGCAUAAAGGAGUGAAUCUAACUGAUAUCGGGCCAAACUAUACUGAUGGCUUUAUACAAAUUACCUCAGAACACAAGAGCAAUCUGGAAAAUAUGUGGGAAUUCAGGGGGAACUGUAUCACAGGGAAGGUUAUCGCUUUGCAAUGUUUUGAGUGUGGGACACGAGCAAAGCUGCCCAGGAUAAUCGGGGGGGUCGAAGCCACGCUGGGCAGGUGGCCCUGGCAGGUCAGCCUCUACUACAGCAACCGUCACACCUGCGGAGGCUCCAUCAUCACCAGUCAAUGGGUAGUCACAGCUGCCCAUUGUGUGCACAACUACAGGCUACCUCAGGUAUCCAGCUGGGUGGUCUACGCUGGUAUUGUCACCCGCAGCUCGGCUAAGAUGGCUCAGCACACAGGACAUGCGGUGGAGAAGAUAAUUUACAACAAGAACUAUAACCACAGGAGCCACGACAGUGAUAUAGCCCUGAUGAAACUACAGACCCCGUUGAAUUUCUCAGAUACAAUUAGGCCCGUCUGCUUGCCUCAGUACGACUAUGAUCUGCCAGGAGGUACACAGUGCUGGAUCUCUGGAUGGGGAUACACCCAGCCUGAUGGUGUUCACUCACCUGACACGCUGAAAGAGGCUCCAGUUCCCAUAAUAAGCACAAAGAAGUGUAACAGCACCUGCAUGUACAAUGGAGAGAUCUCGCCACGGAUGCUUUGUGCCGGAUACACAGAGGGAAAAGUGGAUGCGUGCCAGGGGGACAGCGGCGGUCCUCUGGUUUGCCAGGAGGAAAAUGUGUGGAGGCUGGUGGGGGUCGUCAGCUGGGGGACAGGCUGUGCUGAACCCAACCAUCCAGGAGUUUACACCAACGUGGCUGAAUUCUUGAGCUGGAUCUACGACAUGAUUGAGGAGCCCAAGAAAGGGUCACUGUACAUCAACAUAUGCAGCUGGAAACGUGUGCCUGCACCUCAGGACCCCAGCAGGCCUUUCCCUGUGUGUGCAGGAAAACUAGAAACAGACAAAAAUGAAGGUCAAGUUUGUUACACUGUGUUGGAUGUGGCAUUAAACCCUGCAGUGCUACAGGAAAGCAAGAAAUACAAAACAGAAGUCUAUAUGCUGGCCCUGAGCUUUGCCCAGCAGCAGCAUGGGAUGAGGUUAUCUCAGGAGUACACUGUUGUCAGCUGUAGCCCAAAAAGUAGCCCAGAUGACUUGCACCGUCGGCUUGGGUUUCGGCAGUUGUCUAACACCUCCAGACAACCAGACACAGCCAGUCAGACCCCAGGUGCCCUUCUGCAGCAGAUCGCCUCUCUGCGCUCAGAGAAACAACACGAGGACCCACCAGCCCAAAUAAACUUCCGACCUGCGGACUAUAAAAAUAAGGAUUUGAUCCAGGUCAUCUCCACCACAUUUGUGCAGCCUCAGAAGCCAGAGUACCAACUUGAGGUGAAGACUGAUACCGAAGGAGUUGUUCGCAGCAUGGAGCUGACAGUGGAGCUGCCAAAGGUUCGCUCCAUGUCGGAGUGUCAGCUGAGAAUCUCUAAGGACGACGUCUUACUGGAGGUGGAGGAUGUCUACUAUUUGGUUUUGGAAUUCCCCAAAACUGUCAUUGAAGACACUGCGUCUGCCAUUUUCAACAAGAAGAAACGGAGGCUUACUUUGAGAGUGGAUGUUUUCUGACCAAUUGCCUUAAUGGAGAAACAAAUGAGCACAGAGGUGAUCAGUUGUGCUGGGAAUGGGCUUAAGAAAAUGUGAAACUAGUAGUAAAUUCUGACACUGACAAUCCAAAAAAAGUAAAAAGGUAAAUAACCAAAACAAACUAAAUUCCUGCUAUGUAAUCUGAAAAGCCGUGUGAACACAUUAUAUAUUAUAUUUACCAA